AUAACUAAUACGGGUCACCCGGGUAGCAAUGGUUAUGACCCAGUUAAUGGAUGUUAUGCGGGUUACCCAGGUAACCUUAUACGGGUACAAUCUCUAGGCGAAACUAGAACACCCUUACUUUGGCGAAUUUACUACGACCCAUUAAUUACCUAUAUACACAACAAAUACAAAGGAUAUACCUCAUCA
Ambispora leptoticha is the source of this 186-nucleotide messenger RNA. The record is from the annotation of a GenBank genome assembly. Lineage: Eukaryota; Fungi; Glomeromycota; Glomeromycetes; Archaeosporales; Ambisporaceae.